This is a messenger RNA of Budorcas taxicolor (takin), 1173 nucleotides long. RefSeq names its product adenosine A2a receptor (gene ADORA2A). Gene Ontology annotation, cellular component: membrane. Bases 1 to 1173 code for a protein of 390 amino acids. Gene Ontology annotation, molecular function: G protein-coupled adenosine receptor activity. The transcript is spliced from 2 exons. Gene Ontology annotation, biological process: adenylate cyclase-activating G protein-coupled receptor signaling pathway; G protein-coupled adenosine receptor signaling pathway. NCBI's taxonomy places the organism in Eukaryota, Metazoa, Chordata, Mammalia, Artiodactyla, Bovidae. The record is from RefSeq and is a predicted model, not a curated record.
AUGGACGGCUUCUCGGCGUACAUCGCGGUGGAGCUGGCCAUCGCCGUGCUGGCCAUCCUGGGCAACGUGCUGGUGUGCUGGGCCGUGUGGCUCAACAGCAACCUGCAGAGCGUCACCAACUACUUCGUGGCGUCGCUGGCGGCGGCCGACAUCGCCGUGGGGGUGCUCGCCAUCCCCUUCGCCGUGACCCUGAGCACCGGCUUCUGCGCGGCCUGCCACAGCUGCCUCUUCUUCGCCUGCUUCGUCCUGGUGCUCACGCAGAGCUCCAUCUUCAGCCUGCUGGCCAUCGCCAUUGACCGCUACAUCGCCAUCCGGAUCCCGCUCCGGUACAACGGCUUGGUGACCGGCUCGCGGGCCAAGGGCAUCAUCGCCGUCUGCUGGGUGCUGUCCUUCGCCAUCGGCCUGACCCCCAUGCUGGGCUGGAACAACUGCAGCCAGCAGGCGGGCCGGAACGGCUCGCGGGCCUGCGGGCAGGGCCGGGUGGCCUGCCUCUUCGAGGACGUGGUGCCCAUGGGCUACAUGGUCUACUACAACUUCUUCGCCUGCGUGCAGCUGCCGCUGCUGCUCAUGCUCGGCGUCUACCUGCGCAUCUUCCUGGCGGCGCGGCGGCAGCUGAAGCAGACGCAGAGCCAGCCGGCGCCGCCGGGCGAGCGCGCGCGCUCCACGCUGCAGAAGGAGGUGCACGCCGCCAAGUCGCUGGCCAUCAUCGUGGGGCUGUUCGCCCUGUGCUGGCUGCCGCUGCACGUCGUCAACUGCUUCACCUUCUUCUGCCCCUCGUGCGGCCACGCCCCGCCCUGGCUCAUGUACCUGACCAUCGUCCUCUCGCACGGCAACUCGGUGGUGAACCCGUUCAUCUACGCCUACCGCAUCCGCGAGUUCCGCCACACCUUCCGCAGGAUCCUGCGCAGCCACGUGCUGCGGCGGCGGCCGCGGCGCGAGCCCUUCAAGGCGGGGGGCCCCGGCGCCCGCGCCCUGGCGGCCCACGACACGGAGCGCGUGGGCCUCCGCCUCAACGGCCACCCGCCCGGGGGCGCCUGGGCCAACGGCGGCGCCGCCCGGCCCGACGGCCCCGCGCUGGCGCCGCCCCGCGCCCUCCCGGACGCGCAGCUCCAGGGCCGGCGCCCGGAGUCCCCGGGCCCCGGGGGCCCCCGGGCCGGGGCAGGAGCGUCCUGA